CGGAUUUUUUUUUGUACAAAUUCUUUUUAUAUUUGUUGUAACUAAAAAUAUAAAAAAUAAAAAUAUUUUUUUCGUUUAAAGUUCAUAAACACGUUUUCUCUCUUGAGCUGUCUCAUUUCUGUCCAGUGAGCUUCAUGUUUUCUUUUCACCCAGUACCUGAUCUCACUGCGGAGUGUGCUUAAAAACUAAAAAAUCACUGUUUUUCGUCUAUAAUAUCCAAGGGUAGAAUUGGUAAAAAACGUUGUAACUUAGAUUAAUCAAGAAUUAUCUCUGAUGAAAAUUUGGAAAAGUAGGGUCACCGAACCAGUGAAUGAAUCUAACCCAGUAACGAACAACAUUAAGUCUUCUCCCCCUAAUAAGGUCUGCCCUGCAUAAAAUCUAUUUUCUAUCCUUUUUCAAAUGAAUAUAUCUAUCACAGUUUAUGAUUCAGUAGCAAACAAGCGGCCAGUGAGUAAACGACAGGUGUACGUUGCUGUUGAAAUGUUGGUCUCACCUGUUUAGUAUUAUAGGCGCCAUUUUCUUUAGGAUGGAUCGUAAAUAUUCCAGAUUUAAGUAUUCCGAAGAGCAGUUGUCACUGGCCAUGCAAGCAGUAAAAUCAGGCAGCAUUAGCCUGAGUAAUGCUGCUAGACAGUAUAACAUUCCUAAAUCUACUCUUCACAAUAAAAUUGUUGGGAAAGUACCAAACGUUAGGAAAAUGGGACCAUCACCUGUCUUACAUAAAGAUGAAGAAGCCCGCAUAGAAAAUUGGAUAAUUUCGAAGGCAAAGUUAGAAUUUCCAAUGCAUGCAGAUGAGGUAAAAGACGCAGUGCAAAAGAUUCUGAAGUGUGUGAGACGACCAAUAAAUGGCUACAAUUAUUUUUAAAAAGAAAUCCAAGUAUUACAAAAAGAAACACUGAAAUUAUAUCCAAAUCGCGCGCAUCCGUUACCGAAGAAGCAAUAAAAAAUUGGUUUGCUUUGCUGAACUUAGAAUUUUUCUUGAAGAUGAAAAUCUUUUACAUAACAUGAUGAGUGAACCAUGUCGAAUUUUUAACGCGGACGAAACUGGAAUUAAAACAUGUACAAAAUCAGGUAUCGCUUUAGCUCCUAAAAACUACAAACAUUUGUAUGAAAUAGCAUGUGGGCCAGAAAAAGAGUCAAUUACCGUCCUGUGUAAUUAUAGUGCGUCAGGAGUACCAGCUCCUCCAAUGGUCCUAUUUCCCUAUAAAAGAAUUCCUAAGGACUUAGCAGUAACUGUUCCUGAAGGAUGGGCAAUAGGAAGAUCAGAUUCAGGUUGGAUGACCGCAUCUACCUUUUAUGAAUACAUUGUUAAUGUGUUCUACCCAUGGUUGAUAUCCGAAAAAAUAACUUUUCCCAUUAUAUUAUUCAUUGAUGGCCACAAAUCGCAUUACAAUUUAGAACUUUACGAAUUUUGUAUAGAAAAGCGUCUAAUUUUAUAUUGCUUAUAUCCUAACGCUACACAUAUUCUUCAACCCUGUGACGUUUCCAUCUUUCGACCACUCAAAGUGCAAUGGAAAGAAGCUUGUAGACUCUAUAAGCAAAAAACAAGUAGUGCUAUAACCCGGUAUAACUUCUGUCCAAUAUUCAAGGAAGCAUUUGAUAAGGCGAACAAACCUGACACCAUAACCAAUGGUUUUAAAACAUGCGGUCUUUAUCCAUUAGACCUCAACGCUGUUGAUUAUAACAAGUGUAUAUCAACAAGGCGUAAUGAACUCUUCUCAAAAAAAUCUGCUGAAGAUAACAUUUUAACCCUGGACGAUUUUAAGUCAGCCAUAAAAGUGAUGAAUUGUUUUUUUGACGAAAAUAAAAUUAAUGACUUUAAUAAAAUGUUUGCUGAGAAUUACGUAUCCAGUGAUCCUAACGACGUCUCUAUUCUUUUUGGAAAUUUUGUAAGGCCAAAAUUUCUUAUGAAAUUUCUAGCGAAAUUCCAAAACUUGAUGAAGAAAUCGCUUUCGAUAAGCCUCUUACUGAAUCGUUUUUAGAUAAUAUGCCCAUGGAAAUUGAUGGAAUAUUAUACGAUAUUCCAAACGAAAUAGAGCCAUUUCAAGAUACUGCAGAAGGUAUUGCAGCCAUCUCUCCAAUUUCAUGGGAUCAUGAAUCGACAAUUUUAAAUGAAAGUGGGAAUAGUGAUAAAAAACACGAGAUCAUUUUUGAAACAGCGGCUCAUAAUAAAAUGGGAGUAUUUAAAUCUCAAGAAGGUAAUUCUUUCGAUGAA
Molecule: messenger RNA, 2212 nt
Organism: Anthonomus grandis grandis
Lineage: Eukaryota; Metazoa; Arthropoda; Insecta; Coleoptera; Curculionidae
Exons: 2
Coding region: 1002-1979 (325 amino acids)
Cellular component (GO): nucleus
Molecular function (GO): DNA binding
Source: RefSeq, a predicted model, not a curated record